AUGACGCAUCAAUGUCAAGCGGGAUUGCCGUCUUUCGCGGCCCCAACCUCAUCCCCAAGCUCGAGGCAUGGGCCUCACCGCCCCCAUGACUCGGCCGUCGCCACGAGCAUCGACGACAAUGGCGACGAGUGGACCCAGAUGUUUGUCCCCCGCCGCGCCUUUUGGCAAAUCCCUGGCCGUCUCUUCCUCUUCACCCUCCCAGCGCAACCCGGGCUCCUCGUUCCCCCGGCUCCCCCGCUGGCAGCCGGCCCCGGGUCGCCCAACAUGGCCGACUCGCGGCCGCACUCGCAGAUCUUGACGCCCACGCACUCGCCUUUGCCCUCACUCAGUCGCCUCGAGGCCGACCUGCCAGGCGCGCCCGUGUCGAUGAACCUCGGCGGCCUGGUUCCAAGCUUUCCCAUCGGGCCCUUCUCGUCCACCUCUCACCUGCCGACCUACUACCCUCCCGCACCCAUGACGUACACCAUGACGAACGGCACACGCCAUCCCCUGCGGCCCAAGCCGCCGCGCAUGGGUGAGGUUUUCUACACGCGCUUCGUCCCGAGUCAGGGCCAGUACCUCUCCUUCCGCGUCGCUUCCCUGGCGCCCAAACCUGUCCCGUAUCUGGGACCCGUCGGCUCCUCGCCACCCGAUCAUCCUCACCUGCUGACCCUUUCCGACACGGCUCUCAUGCAGCUGUGGCUCACGAAUCCUCGCGUCUCUGCGUUUUGGGGCUCAUACUCGCCCAACUUUUUAAGCGAUGCCCUCUCGUCGCGUCACUCGUUUCCCGUCAUUGGAAUGUGGGACGGCGUGCCCUUUGGCUACUUUGAGAUCUACUGGGUCAAAGAGGACGUGUUGGGCCGGCAUCUUGGCGGCGGCGUCUGUGACUGGGAUCGUGGACUGCACGUGUUCGUGGGCGAGGAAUGGGCACGUGGAAGAGUUCCCGCGUGGUUGUCGAGUCUGAUUCACUGGUGUGUCACGGAGGAUUACCGGACAAUGAGUGUGUGCUUUGAGCCGCGCAUCGACAACCAGAGGUUUAUUCAGCUGCUCCAGCAGUCACACUUUGCAAAAGAGCGGGAAGUUGCCCUACCGCACAAGCAAUCCGUUAUUGGCGACGUGAAAAGCCCGGUUCAGGGCAAAUACCAGUCCGAGCGCUUCCUUUCCCCAGACUGGCUGGGCCAGCGGGCGGCGGGCGGCGUCUAUGCCAAGAAGCGGAAGCAAGCGGAACGAGCCCCUAGCUGA
Messenger RNA from Verticillium dahliae VdLs.17, 1221 nucleotides. RefSeq names its product aerobactin siderophore biosynthesis protein iucB. Lineage: Eukaryota; Fungi; Ascomycota; Sordariomycetes; Glomerellales; Plectosphaerellaceae. The record is from RefSeq and is a predicted model, not a curated record. Bases 1 to 1221 code for a protein of 406 amino acids. The transcript has 4 exons.